UUCUCAUUCUGAUAAUUAUUAAUUAUUAUUUACCUUCAUUCUUUCAGAAUAAUAAUAUUUGAACGGACGGAAACGAUGGCCUGUCAUUGGCGAAUCAAACCGCGGGCAAUUCCUCCACUUUGACACACGAUGCCUCCAAGCCAUCCCCAUAUUCCAUCGGCUUCUUCCAUCUCGUGCGUGAUAAGGCUGUCUUGCUUUUCUUUCAUCCUAGCAUUGCUUCUUCCGCUGAUCUUCACUCAUCCUCAUACUCUCCAUAAAUAACCCCCCUGUCAAUUUGCGGAAAUGUCAUCCGACUGGCUGAUUCCCGAAACUCGGGUCCUCGCCGUCGCAAGUCAUGUCGUCUAUGGAUAUGUCGGAAAUACAAUGGCAACCUUUGUCAUGCAAUCCCUGGGAUGCGAAGUCGCGGCCUUGAACACUGUGCAUUUCAGCAAUCACACUGGCUACAAACAGUUCAAAGGAACCAGGGCAACCGCUCAAGAAAUCAAUGAUCUUUAUCAAGGCCUCAACCAGAGCCAUCUCACAGAUUUUGAUGUCAUGUUAUCGGGGUAUGCACCCAGCGCUGCUGCGGUAGAGGCUGUUGGGUCCAUUGCGUUGGAUUUGCGACGAAAGGCUGAAAACAAGCCCGGUUCUUUCUUUUGGGUUCUUGAUCCUGUCAUGGGAGACCAAGGCCGGUUGUAUGUCAACGACGAUGUCGUCCCAGCAUACAAACAGGCCAUUCGUCAAGCCGACCUGAUCCUUCCCAAUCAAUUCGAAGCCGAAGUCCUAUCCGGAAUCAAAAUCUCCUCCCUCAGCACCCUCGCAAAAGCCAUCACCGUCAUCCACAACACAUACAACGUCCCCCACAUCAUCAUCACCUCGGUGCAUCUCUCCGAACUCUCCCAAUCAACCCCUACCUCCUAUUCUAACGCCCUAACUAUCAUCGGUUCCACCACUCGCUCAGAUGGAACCCCACGACUGUUCCGCAUCGAUGUCCCCGCGCUGGACUGUUACUUUAGCGGCACGGGAGACAUGUUCGCUGCGCUGACCGUUGCUCGUCUCCGUGAGGCUGUCGUUGCUGCGGGCGCGGGUCUCCAGACUACCAAGUCCUGGGUUUCGCCGGAUGAUGUCAAGGCAACUGAUCUCCCCCUCGCUCAGGCUGCAGUAAAGGUGUUGGCGAGUAUGCACAGUGUUCUUGAGAAGACCAUGGAAGCACGCAAUGCGGAGCUCCGUGUGCUGGCUGCCCAGGACGAGAACACACAGGGACUCAGUGAGGAGGAAAGACUAAAGCAACAGCACCUGCGGGAGAGCAAAGCAGCCGAGGUGAGGUUGGUACGGAAUGUACAAUUCCUGCGUCAUCCAACGGUUGAUUUCCAAGCGCAGGAAUGGAAGGAGGAAGAUAUUCCGGCUCAACUCUAAUAGAAUGUAUCUUUUUAAAUUAGAAUAGAUGAGAAAAGAUAUGCAACAAUUAUAUGCAUUGUACUGAUACCAGUCAAGGUAACAAAAAUGUAUCCAGAUAAAC
This is a messenger RNA of Aspergillus wentii DTO 134E9, 1498 nucleotides long. Its product is annotated as pyridoxal kinase. Gene Ontology annotation, biological process: pyridoxal 5'-phosphate salvage. Bases 283 to 1395 code for a protein of 370 amino acids. Lineage: Eukaryota; Fungi; Ascomycota; Eurotiomycetes; Eurotiales; Aspergillaceae. Gene Ontology annotation, cellular component: cytosol. The transcript has 6 exons. The record is from RefSeq and is a predicted model, not a curated record. Gene Ontology annotation, molecular function: pyridoxal kinase activity.